Molecule: messenger RNA, 3135 nt
Organism: Populus euphratica (Euphrates poplar)
Lineage: Eukaryota; Viridiplantae; Streptophyta; Magnoliopsida; Malpighiales; Salicaceae
Product: receptor-like protein 12
Exons: 1
Coding region: 4-2952 (982 amino acids)
Molecular function (GO): protein binding
Source: RefSeq, a predicted model, not a curated record
CGAAUGCUUUUGCUCCUUUUGCUCUCGUUUUUUCAUCAUAGAGCUUGUCACUCUUCUCCUUCCACGCAGCCACUAUGCCAUGCUGAGGAGGGUAAUGCCUUGUUGCAGUUCAAGGAAAGCCUUGUCAUUCAUAGGUCAGCUUCUUCUGAUUCUUCUGCUUAUCCCAAGGUUGCAUCAUGGAAAGUUGAUGGAGGAAGCGGUGAUUGCUGCUCAUGGGAUGGUGUUGAAUGCGAUAUGGACUCUGGUCAUGUGAUCGGCCUUGACCUCAGUAGAAGCUGCCUUUAUGGCUCCAUCGACUCUAAUAGCAGCCUCUUCCACCUUGUUCAGCUCAGAAGGCUGAACCUUGCCGAUAACGACUUCAACAACUCUAAAAUCCCUUCUGAGAUUCGAAAUCUCUCAAGGCUGUUUGAUCUAGAUCUCUCAUAUUCUUCCUUUUCUGGUCAAAUCCCAGAAGAGGUCUUAGAGCUUUCCAAGUUGGUUUUCCUUGAUCUGGGAUUAAAUUCUUUGAAGCUCCAAAAACCUGGUCUGCAAGAUUUAGUUGGAGCAUUAACCAACUUGGAGGUGCUCCAUCUCAGCGGAGUGGAAAUAUCAUCCAAGGUACCUCAAAUCAUGGCAAAUUUAUCCUCUUUAUCAUCUCUAUUUCUCAGGGAUUGUGGAUUGAUGGGAGAGUUUCCCAUGGGAAUAUUCCAAUUACCCAACCUUCGCUUUCUCAGUAUCCGGUAUAAUCCACAUCUCAUGGGAUAUUUGCCGGAAUUUCACCGGGACAGCCACCUUGAAUUAUUGUUGCUCGCAGGAACAAGUUUCUCCAGUCAUCUACCGGAAUCCAUUGGUAACCUCAAAUCAUUGAAAGAAUUUGAUGUAGCAAAAUGUUAUUUUUCAGGGGUGAUACCAUCUUCAAUUGGUAACCUUACGACACUGAACUAUCUGGACCUUUCUCAUAACAGUUUCUCUGGGAAAAUCCCUUCUACAUUUGUCAACCUUCUUCAACUUACUUACCUGUCGCUUUCUUGUAAUAAUUUCAGUUCCGGAACCUUGCAUUGGCUUUGUAAUCUAACCAAACUCACUUUUGUAGGCUUAAACCGAACCAAUUCAUACGGUGAGAUUCCAUCCUGUCUUGGAAACUUGACUCAGCUCACCCAGUUAAACCUUCUUUCGAAUGAAUUAACUGGUCAAAUUCCAUCUUGGAUAGGAAACCAAACCCAAUUAAUCUCACUGGAACUUGGAUCCAACAAACUGCACGGUCCAAUUUCAGAGUCUAUUUUUAGGCUUCCCAAUCUUGAAACCCUUAACCUAGGAGAAAAUUUAUUCAGUGGCACUGUAGAAUUUGGCCUUCUUAAGUCAAGAAGCCUUGUUUCCUUCCAAUUAUCUGACAAUAAUUUGUCUGUGAUUGGUAACAACAAUGAUAGUGCUGCUCUGCCAAAAUUUCAAAUUUUAGGUUUGGGUGGAUGCAAUUUAUCAGGCGAGUUUCCAAGUUUCUUACAUGGUCAAAAUCACUUGGAGUUUGUAGAACUCGGUGGAAACAAAAUUGAGGGGCACAUACCAACAUGGUUUAUGAACUUGGGCACCGAAACUCUUUGGCAUUUAAAUCUGAUUGGCAACCUUCUGACAGGUUUUGAGCAAUCCGUUGAUAUUCUUCCAUGGAAUAAUCUACGCUAUCUGAGACUUUCUUUCAACAAGCUUGAUGGAGCCCUUCCAAUUCCACCACGUUCCACUAUUAUCUAUAUAGUCUCAGACAACCGUUUAAAUGGAGAAAUUCCACCAGCAAUCUGCAAUCUGACAUCUCUUGUUAUCCUCCAAUUGUCUAACAACAAUUUGAGUGGCAAGCUUCCGCAAUGUUUAGGAAACAUAAGCAACUCUACUUCAGUACUCGAUCUACGCAACAACAGCUUCAGCGGUGACAUUCCUGAAGCUUUCUCAAGUGACUGCGCAUUGAGGGCAAUCGAUUUCAGUCAAAACCAAUUGGAAGGGAAGAUACCAAAAUCAUUAGUCAAUUGUCCCAAGCUAGCGAUUCUCAAUAUUGAACAAAACAAGAUAAAUGAUGUCUUCCCUUCAUGGUUGGGUAUUUUGCCAAAGUUGAGGGUUCUGAUUUUGAGAUCCAAUAGGCUUCAUGGCGUGAUUGGGAAACCUAAAGCUAACUUUGAAUUCCAGAGGUUGCAGAUUGUUGAUCUAUCUGGUAAUUGUUUUUUGGGUAAGUUGCCACUUGAAUACUUUCGAAAUUGGUCUGCCAUGAAAACUAUCUAUAAAGAACGCCCGUUGUACAUGCAAGUAGUCUCAAGUUUCCAAUUACCACGGUAUGGAAUGACAUAUCAUUUUGACUACUCAAUGACAAUGACCAAUAAAGGCGUGAUGACAUUAUAUGAGAAGAUCCAAGAAUUUCUCACAGCUAUUGAUCUCUCAAGCAAUCGUUUUGAAGGAGGAAUUCCAGAUGCCCUUGGAGAUCUCAAAGAACUGUAUUUGCUCAAUCUCUCCAAAAACUUUCUCACUGGUCACAUCCCUCCAUCCUUGUCCAACUUGAAAGGGCUUGAAGCUUUGGACCUUUCUCAGAACAAACUCUCUGGAGAGAUUCCUGUCCAACUUGCACAGCUCACCUUCCUCGCGGUCUUUAAUGUGUUUCACAAUCUUCUAUCAGGUCCAAUACCAAGAGGAAACCAAUUCGAGACAUUUGACAGCACUUCAUUUGAUGCGAAUUCAGGAUUGUGUGGAAAGCCUUUAUCAAAAAAAUGUGGAAAUGGUGAGGACUCGUUGCCAGCACCUAAAGAAGAUGAAGGCUCGGGAUCUCCACUUGAAUUUGGUUGGAAGGUGGUGGUGAUAGGUUAUGCAAGUGGAUUGGUAUCAGGAGCCAUUCUUGGAUGCGUUAUGAACACAAGGAAGUAUGAAUGGCAAGUGAAGAAUUACUUUGUGAGUUGGCAACACAAAGGUCAAUAUUUGAAGACUCGCCUGCGUAGAAGUUGAUUUCUAAUUAUUAAGACGUAUUAUCUCUUCCUUCUCUUUUUCAGCCCCAUCCCCCCCCCCCCCCUAAUUUUCACUUGUAAGGUUAAGAGUGAAUUUCUCUUGAUGCUCCAUGUAACGUGCUAAAAAUAUCAUGAUGAUGUCUUUAAAGUAAUUAGCAAUGUAACAUAUAGCAUGUUGAAUAUU